UCGUCUUAUAAAUAAGUCUGAGUGAAGUCCCAAGACACUUAUUUCUUUAUCAUAAAUCAUUCGGAUAUACGGACUACGGAGUACGUAGUAUAUAAUAAUAAUGAAUAAAUACGAAAUGUGCAGAGAAGAUGAUGCCGUACGUGCACCACCCAAGCACCAGAACGUGGCUCUAAUCAUCGGCGUCACCGGCAUUGUUGGAGCAAGCCUCGCCGAAACCCUCCCUCGCUCCAACACACCCGGCGGCCCUUGGAAGGUAUACGGCGUCGCUCGCCGUCCGAUCCGGUCCUGGAACACCACCGACCACCACCCCCCAAUCGAGUUCGUCCAGUGCGACAUAACUGACCCAGAAGCUGCCCAAUCCAAGCUGACCGUACUGACCGACGUAACGCACGUCUUCUAUGUUACGUGGGCCAGCCGGCCCACGGAACUGGAAAACUGCGAGGCAAACGGGAAGAUGUUCAGCAACGUCUUGAAUGCGGUCAUCCCCAGCUGCCCGGGCCUGACUCACAUCUGCUUACAAACGGGCCUGAAGCAUUACUUCGGCCCGUUUGAGUCGUUUGGAAAAGCGGCCCAUGAAAUGCCCUUCCACGAGGAUCUCCCGCGGCUGGGCGUACCGAACUUCUACUACACCCUCGAGGACAUCCUCUGGGAAGAGGUGAAGAAGAAACCGGGUCUCACGUGGUCCGUGCACCGACCCGGUUUGAUAUUCGGGUUCUCCCCGAGCAGCAUGAUGAACACGGUGGGCUCGCUCUGUGCAUAUGCGGCAAUAUGUAAGCGCGAGGGACUGAGAUUCAGAUUCCCGGGGGUGAAAGCGUGCUGGGAAGGGUACACCAACGGCUCAGAUGCGGAUCUGAUCGCGGAGCAGGAGAUUUGGGCCGCGGUGGAGCCAGCCGCCAAGAACGAAGCUUUCAAUGUGAGCAAUGGAGAUGUGUUCAGGUGGAAGCAGCUGUGGGGGGUGAUCGCGGAGCAGUUCGGUCUGGAGGUCCCGGAAUUUGAGGAUGCGGGGCCGGCGAUGAGCUUGGAGGAGAUGAUGAAAGGGAAAGGGCGUGUUUGGGACGAGAUUGUUAGGGAAAACGGGCUGUUGCAGACGAAGUUGGAGGAGAUUGGUCAAUGGUGGCUUGUGGAUGUAUGCUUUAGCGUGUGUGGUCCGUUGGAUAGUAUGAACAAGAGCAAGGAGCAUGGGUUCUUUGGAUUUAGGAACACCAAGAAGUCUCUAAUUGCUUGGAUCCAUAAGGCGAAGGCUUGCAAGAUUGUUCCUUAGUGAUUCCCAAAUAGGAUUAAAUAUUGCUGUCAGGUUUGGAAAGUAUUGCCAUGUUUGAAGUCUGGUACUGCCAAAACAUAACAGUAUUUAGUCCUGUUUUGAGAAUAAAAUCAUGACAGUCCUAUUUUGGAAUUUUCAAACCUUUUUAGUCCUAUUUCGGGUAAUAUUCUCUUCAUAAAACCAAAUAAUGCCUUAAAUCUCCUACAUUCCAUCCCCACUUUGAGUGUCGACAAAAAUAAUCUGAACUAGUAAUGAUGUUCAUAAGAAUAAAUUUG
Messenger RNA from Cuscuta epithymum, 1536 nucleotides. NCBI's taxonomy places the organism in Eukaryota, Viridiplantae, Streptophyta, Magnoliopsida, Solanales, Convolvulaceae. The record is from the annotation of a GenBank genome assembly.